Sycon ciliatum is the source of this 2399-nucleotide messenger RNA. Its product is annotated as ankyrin repeat domain-containing protein 39-like. NCBI's taxonomy places the organism in Eukaryota, Metazoa, Porifera, Calcarea, Leucosolenida, Sycettidae. Bases 309 to 872 code for a protein of 187 amino acids. Gene Ontology annotation, molecular function: protein binding. The transcript has 4 exons. The record is from RefSeq and is a predicted model, not a curated record.
CUGUAUGUGUAAAAAAACGUGAAUAUGGAGGGUGAUUACUCACUCCAUUACAUUAGUCAUUAUGGCAAUAUGGGAUCCAGCUAAGGCAGUAAGGGGGCUGUAGCCUGUGUAGGCAAUGUAGAGUACUGUAGUGUAGUGUAGGGAGCUUGUGCCCUGCUUCUAAAGUUCUAGCUAGUGGUUUCCUCGUGCUUGACCAAAUCAACACGUAGAUCUACUACAGAGUUAUCCGUGGAAGUAGAUGGGCAACAAUCCAACAGCCGACUAAAGACACGUGUGAGUUGUGUGUUUUGGUGGCCGUGUGCGUUGCGAUGCAGGCAAUGGCUGAUCAUAGUGAUCACUGCUGUGGUGCUCAUGGUGGCGGCAACUCAGCUUCGCAGACACUGGACGAGCUGAGCUGGGAACGGGGGAUAUGGGCUGCUGCACUGAACCAGGAUGACCAGCGACUGCGCCAUCUCUUACGCUCGGGCACGGCAUGUGCCGAUCAACAGGACGUGUCCGGCUAUUGUGCUCUUCAUUACGCAUGUCGUGCCGGGCACCUAUCCACCUGCCGCAUCCUGGUCACUGAUUUCUCCGCCAAUGUUAACUGCCGGACGCGAAGCAGCCUGGCAACCCCACUGCAUCGUGCUGCGUUCGCUGGCCACCUCGCUAUUGUGGAGCUCUUGCUGGUCAACAAAGCCGAUCCUCAUAUUGUGGAUGACACUGACAAGAACUGCCUUCAUAAGGCAUGCGAAGGAGGCCAUGCCAGUGUAUGCCGGCUGCUACUCAAGCACCAUCCGUCCUUGGCUACGCACCCUGACAAGCGAGGCGUGUUGCCGUGGCAAUGUCUUCCGCCGGGCGCUCCGCCAGACCUGUGCAGUGAGCUGAAACGUUGAGUCUGCCGCGGCGCGUGUUGUCCUCUCUGCGCGCUAGCAGUGCCUUGCAUUUCCCUGGACAGAGUGGGCCGAUGAUCGCACAUGUGUAGCUGCUAUGCUGUCAGUUCUCUGCUGCUAUUCACUACCGGUAUGCCAUUGGGCAGUGAAGUAGUCCAGGCUGUGGCCAAGAAAGAACUGCACCAGAAGUCUAGUGUUCAGAUUGUGCGUUCUUCUUUACCUUCACACUCCCUCUGAUAAAUUACCUCUACCUCACUGUUCGCGAAAACAGAGCACUGAUGCCAGCUCACCUCCCACCUCCCGAGGACUGAGGUGAUCAUUCUGGAAUAAUUUGUUUCAGUUUGGCUGCACCAGGCUUAGCAACUCUACCGAAGUGCAUGUUGCACUCGUUGAGCCACUCGCCGUUGUUUUGCAGUGGAAAGAGUCGGAUGGUCGUUGCUGAAAGCAAUCGAAUUACUCCACGGGCUGAUAACUUAGCUUUGUCUGGGACGACAUUCCCACGCGUGUGGCACCAGGGACUGUUAUUCCAUUGCCUUGCAACGCUAUUGCAGGCUACAAGUGCGUUGCACAGGACUUUGGAAAAAGGCCAGCAAACAAGCGCAGCCUCAGUGUGUCAAGCGGGCUCAUGUAGGCAAAGUAUGCAGCAGCACAUACGCAACAACUGUGUUUAAAAUGUACUAGUGCUUCAAGUAGCAGUGCUCGCAACCCCAUGCCGUAGCAGCAACACAAUAUUGUACAGUGUUGUCUCUUCGAACGGCACUUUGCUGCAAGUGAAGUUGCUGUGAGGCAAGUAUGAACGUUCAGAUGUUUGCCUCAGAUCUGAGAAAGGCCAAUAUGCCUGGUCUAUGAAAGUAUGUUGAUAAGCCAUGAAUGGUACUGGUCCUGAUGCUGCAGCUAUAGUAUGGACCAAGGUUUGCUGAUUUGUGUCAAGAGUGUGCCAGGACACUGUGUCCAUACAUCUCUCGCUCUCGAUGUAGCUCAUGUAGUACAUUUCAACGCUGCUCAUACAUACAUACAUACAUACAUACAUGGAUGCGUUGUUGUAUGCCGGGACAGGCCAGUAACUGGCUCGUGUUGUCCGGUGGCUGCCGGUGAGCACAACCGAUGUCAAUUCUGGAGCAACGGCAGGAAUGUAGCAAGGAGGUAUUCUAUCCGUUCUACAUCACUCAACCUGGUUAUGCCAGGUACAGAUACAUUCAUGACAUUGUACAGUCAUGUACAUGCCUAUGCUGUAUUGUUUCACUUCAUACGUCUACUGUUCCAUUUUCUCAAUGACAACUUUGCCGGUAUGUCCCUUGGCCACCCAAAAACAAUUUUAUGUGCGCGUUUCUGAAGUUUCCUUUCUUCAUUUUGUGAAAGUUUUGUCUGUUCAUUUCUUUAAAAAAUCAGUGGUUGAAGAGCAUUAUUUUUUAUCACGUAUCACGUACAAACUUGCUUUUCCCAUUAGAUUCCUGCUGGUUCCUCAGCAUUUUGGAUAAUAAUUGUUGACAUUUUAUAAUCCAGCAAAGCGAGAAGCUGGGGAUAACCCUU